AUGAAUAAAAUAUGUGGAUCAUUUCUUAAUUUUAGACCAGAAUUUGAAUGUUAUGAUCGAAACAUAUCUUUAUCAAAUAAUACAUGUGAUGAUUGUGAUGAAUUUAUUUUUAAUACAGAUAUUGUAAGCGUAUCAACAACGACAGAGUGGAAUUUAGUUUGUGAAAGAGAAUGGAUGAGAUCAACAUCAGAGUCUCUCCUUAUGACAGGAGUCAUGAUUGGAAGCAUUUGUCUUGGAAGUUUGUCUGAUCAUAUGGGUCGUCGUCCAGUAUUUCUUGUCUCUUUGAUUAUUCAACUUAUUGCUGGAAUGGCAAUUGUAUUUUCACCAAAUUAUAUUACUUAUGUUAUACUGAGAUUAAUUGUGGGCAUUUCACUCGGUGGAAUUUUCACAACAACUUACGUCAUGGCACUAGAAAUGGUUGGCCCUACAAAACGUCGAAUAACUGGUAUUUGUUAUCACCUUUUUUGGACAACUGGAUAUGUACUUGUUGGAGUAUUGGCAUAUUUUUUUCGUAAUUGGAGAAAUCUUCAACUUGCCAUGAAUUUACCAUUAAUAUUUUUUCUAAUUUAUUGGUGGUUCAUGCCUGAGUCAACACGUUGGCUACUUACCAAGGGUAAAAUUGAAAAAGCUAAAGAAAUACUUCAAGCAGCAGCUAAAGAAAAUAAAAAAAUAAUAUCAAUUGAUACACUUGAUCAACUUCUUGCUAAGAAUCAAGUUGAGACUGCUGAUGAAUCUUCAAUGAUUACUUUAAUUUUAAAAUAUCCAAAUUUAAGGAAAAAAACAAUUAUCAUUUGUGUCAAUUGGAUUUUGAUAAGCUGUACGUAUUUCAGUUUAUCGUUUGGUGCUGCGAAUCUUAGUGGUUAUCAUUUUUUAAAUCAUAUUAUUUCUGGUCUUGUUGAAGCACCAGUUUAUAUUACUCUUAUUUUUAUUGUUGACAUAUUUGGUAGAAAAAAAAUACUCUUUGGUUCUAUAAUUUUAACCGGAAUUUCCCUCGUAGCUACAGGGCUGUUUAUAAAUUAUCCUGAUGUUCAUAUUGUCAUGUACAUGCUUGGAAAAAUUGGUGUAACAGCAGCAUUUGGUACUUUUUAUCUAUUUACUGCCGAACAAUAUCCAACAAUUGUUAGAAAUGCUGGAGUUGGUGCUGCUGCAAUGUCCAUUGGUAUUGGCGGAAUAAUUGCCACACGGGCUGGCGAACUUGUUAGUUGA
This is a messenger RNA of Aphidius gifuensis, 1206 nucleotides long. Its product is annotated as organic cation transporter protein-like. Lineage: Eukaryota; Metazoa; Arthropoda; Insecta; Hymenoptera; Braconidae. Gene Ontology annotation, cellular component: membrane. Gene Ontology annotation, biological process: transmembrane transport. The coding region runs from base 1 to 1206 and encodes 401 amino acids. The record is from RefSeq and is a predicted model, not a curated record. The transcript has 8 exons. Gene Ontology annotation, molecular function: transmembrane transporter activity.